This is a messenger RNA of Tigriopus californicus, 1404 nucleotides long. RefSeq lists its product as uncharacterized. The transcript has 2 exons. Bases 159 to 1196 code for a protein of 345 amino acids. Lineage: Eukaryota; Metazoa; Arthropoda; Copepoda; Harpacticoida; Harpacticidae. The record is from RefSeq and is a predicted model, not a curated record.
CCAUGGCUGCGUCAUUACGGGGUUCUCUCCGACAGUGUUAGUUCUAAAAGAAGAGAGAAACUUUAACCUGAAUGGAAAAGGUGAUUGGAAUCGCAAAAUCUUCAAGUUAAUUUGUGCGAGGUUUGCUAUGACCCCCAUUGCUGGCUUCUCAUAGCAUCAUGUUGAACUCGAAGCGAAGAAGAAGAGUGCUACAAAUAAUUGUGAUCUGUGGCUUCUUGAUGAUCAUCCAACGAAUGGUCAUCGAGUCGAAUUCUCAAUCAGAAACAUGCGCACAUGUCAUUCAGAGUUUCUCUAAGCCAAAUCUAUAUGUGGAAUACGUGAACGGAUCGGAAUUUCAACAUUUAACGCCAGAUCAGUGGAAAACCUUGAUCAAAUUCUGCCAACCCGUCAUUGGCAAUGAGGAGCUCAAAAUGUGCCUGUAUCCGCCGAAGAAAGAUAUUAUUUCAGAUUGGAUCCAUAAAAAGGGAUCCUGGGAGGAGGAGGUGUUCCACGUAUUGAUCACAGCUCUGAAUUUGGUGGCUAAUCCGUACUACCUCGAUUUGGGAGCGAAUAUUGGGUCUCAUUCGCUCAGGGUGGCUCAAAAUGGAUUUCCCACAAUGUCCGUCGAGCCUUCGAUUUUUAACUACGCUCGUUUGAGCAGAUCGGCGGAAUUAUCCGGAUUGAAGGACUUAGUGAUCGUGAGAAAUGCAGUGUCGGACUCAAGACGUGAAGUUCAAUUGGGCCUUUACAUGAGAGAAAAUUACGGCAGUGUCCACGUGGUUGAAAAAACAAAGAGGACUCCAACGUCAGACAAUAAUAUAGUGAAAAGCGUUUUAUUCAGUGACAUAUUAGACGAGGUGGCUAAUAAAGCCUCCGUCGACAAUGCAAUAGAUUUGGUGGUCAAAAUCGACAUCGAAGGUCAAGAAUGCAAGGCCAUUUUGGGCUCAGUGGAAAGUCUCUCUUGGAAUGAGUUCUAUCAUAUCCAAGUUAUCGUUAUGGAAUGGCGUUUCAAAGAUGUCGGCUCGAAAUGCUCCAAAAGUGAAAUCCAGAGAUUAGCUCAAGUGCUCAGUGAUGCUGGAUUUAGACCAUAUCAUGCCAAGAUGCCCAGAAAGUUGGACCCGGCAAAUAGUUUAAGAUGGCCCACUCUAGACAUGAUGUGGGUGCAUCACACGAUCGAAAACGAAUUUCUGACGACCUUGUUUCCCGACACAUCUUGAAGGCCGAUGUUCUAUCUAACCAUUGGUGUGACCUAUAUGUUAAUCGACCUGGUGUGAGAGUUGUGAAUCUGUAGUCAGAACAAGAUAACGUCAAGAUAUUUUCUGUUGUCUUCCAUACAUGUCAUCUGUCUAAUGGUCUUAUGGGCAAAUCAAAUAUCAUAUCUAGCCAACUUUAGAGGAUUAAAAUUUACAAAAUGGUUGACCUAAA